Messenger RNA from Diachasma alloeum, 1973 nucleotides. It is a transcript of the gene Zasp66, whose product is annotated as PDZ and LIM domain protein Zasp. Gene Ontology annotation, molecular function: muscle alpha-actinin binding; actin binding. NCBI's taxonomy places the organism in Eukaryota, Metazoa, Arthropoda, Insecta, Hymenoptera, Braconidae. The transcript has 7 exons. Gene Ontology annotation, biological process: actin cytoskeleton organization; muscle structure development. The record is from RefSeq and is a predicted model, not a curated record. The coding region runs from base 626 to 1444 and encodes 272 amino acids. Gene Ontology annotation, cellular component: adherens junction; Z disc; filamentous actin.
GGUAUAUUAUUUGCCGGGAAAAAUUCAAAUAAUUUAGUGAUAUUUGUGGUGUGUUGCCCCGGGAUGAGCGGGAAUUUGAAAUUGUCAUGUAGAUCUAUAAAGGAAUACUUGAUGUCGAUGCUUUUUAUCACAGACAAGACUUAUUUCUUGGGCUUUCUGCAUUAUAAAUACCGUGGGUUGGUUGGUUGGUUGGUUGGGUGGUUCAACAGUUGGAAAUAAAAGUAAUCUGAUUCGAUGAUAAGACUUAUAAAUCUGUACUGUUUGUUAUUGAUGGCGUAUGUGGCGUAAUGGGGCCAGAAUCAAUGCAUUGGCCAACACGUCGUUCACGUUCAAGUACCAACUUGUUAUAACUCGCCUGUUCAAAUUUGCUCUAUGUAGGUACGGUCAAAUGUUGUAAGAAUACAAAGCGACUAGUUGCCGCACGACAGCUAACGUUAGUGUAGGUCCAGCCAAAUUCACCAACUCUUGCCACUAUUCUCUACGAUAUGUUUUUAUUCGUACCAGCGUUACAUUGACAUUCAUUUUUGUGUUAUUGUGUGUGUUGUUGAUUUUGAAAAAUUGAAUUGUUGAGAAGAAAAAAAAAACAUAAUUAUAAGACAGAUAACAAGAUCAAGGUUUUGAGAGCAUGACGAACAAGCAAACAUUGGUCUUAAAAUUGCGAAGGCAUCAGGGUCGGCCGUGGGGUUUCCGUAUAGCUGGCGGUACAGAUUUGGGAACUCCGAUCAUCGUCACUCACUCUGAAAACGACGAGUUGCAGAAGGGUGACGUGAUCAAGAAAAUUGAUGAAUAUGAUUCUCGCGAUGUGAGGCACGUGGACGCCCAAAAUUUACUACAAAAUUCAGAGUCUGUAAAACUAGUCGUUGAAAGGCCAAAGUUGUCACAACCAAAGUUUCUGCCAAAGAGUCCAGUACCACCGUUAAUUUCGGCCCGAGAGUAUAAAGCUUUCUCUCCUGAUCACUUCGAUCCACCUCGUGAACAUCUGGAAGAAGUGCGUGAGGAACGAUUCUAUUUGUCGCAGCCCUAUCGUACAACGCCUUUGGUCCUGCCGGGUGCUAAGGUCAAAAAAGAUGCUCCACUAGGCGAGUGUUAUCUUCGUCAUCAUCCGAAUCCAAUGAUAAGAGCUGCUCCUCACCAUUAUGAAGUGGCCAACCCCGAAGUGGCAAUGAAGCAAAAACAGGUGGCGGAAUCAGUUCUGCAGCGUGUGUUGGGUCCGAAUGAAGUUCCGAAGGUUGUCCAUAAGCAAUUCAAUUCACCGAUUGGGCUGUACUCUGAACAAAAUAUCGCAGACACUAUCAAGUGUCAGACCACAGCUAUCCCCAUUUUCAUAGACUUUUCCUUUGUGAAACAAAAACAAGAAAUUGAAGAGCAAGCAAGAUUAAUGAAGGAAAGAGCCCGAGAUGCCGCAUUCAAGAAUCCGUGGCCUCAAUUCAAUAAGCCGAAUUAGAAACAACCAAUGAAAUACUUAUAGAGUGCUAUUUUUGAGCGCUAUCACUCGUCUUCCAUUUUAUUUUCUUCUUUUUUCGCAAUUUUUAUUCAUUUUUUUUUCUUUUAUUCUUACAAUGUGGAUUGUUAAUGUAUGCAAUUUCAUGAUUUUUCCUUAAUUUCCGAGAGUUUUGCAUUCACUCAUGUUACAUAUUACUGUAAUAUCUAAUAUGAAUCAUUGUUAUUUUACAAUUUUAAGCUUACACAAAACAGACCGGAGAGUUUUUUCUGUGAGAGAAUAGAUUUGUGCAUGUACCACUCAAUUUCCUUGACCCUAGGCACUAUUAAUUAUUAUUAUUAUUAUCAUUGAUUUAAUUAUUAGUAAGAGUUUUUAAUAAUCUUCAUUCGGUUUUCGCAUGUAUAAUUGGUUUUUAUUUGCUCAAUUGCAUGACUACAGAAAAGAGAAGCCACGAAUAAUAAAAUGUAGAACGCAAGAUAAAUAAAUGAUAAACUAAUGAGUUUGUGGAAAAGAUUAAAAAAGGAAAACUUUG